Molecule: messenger RNA, 4098 nt
Organism: Pelobates cultripes (western spadefoot toad)
Lineage: Eukaryota; Metazoa; Chordata; Amphibia; Anura; Pelobatidae
Source: the annotation of a GenBank genome assembly
CGUGACCUGAGUUUAGUUUCGGUUUUGUAUUUCCUUGAGUUGGGAUUUAGACAGAGAGGGUCAGCACAGCAAUGGCACUCACUCGGAUACAAACAAAGGCUUACAAGGUUUCUUUUUCAGUCUACUAUCCUUUGUUAUGUGCGUUUCUGUGAGGGUCUCCUGUGGUUUUACAGUGCGUUCCAUUAGCUGGAACGUUAUACUUCCGUGUGUUCACAAAGGAGUGAUUGUGAAUUAUUAUAUUUUUUAAUUUAAAGUCUCAAAACGAGGCUUUGAUGUAUUUUUUUGUUUACUCGUUACAGCCCAUGGCUAAACUAGAGGGUCUCGGGAAGAUUCAUCAUGUUACAGCCUCUCAGUCAAACAAAGUAAGUGUUAUUUUAGGCCCUGUUGUUUAUCUCAGUCCUCCGUAUGAUUUGGUGAUUAUAAACAGGUUGCUAAUCAGGCUUUCUACCAUCAUGAUUAAAACGGUUUUUGGGUUUUAUAUUUAAUCCGUGCUUUUAAUAAUCUGUUUACAUUUUAUUAGCCCUUUAAAGAUAUAAUUCAGUUAUAUAUUUUAUACUGAUCACAUUUAAAAAGCAAACAAACACUUUUUAACUUCCUGUGUUCCUUGCAAAGUAUUGGUUAUUUUGCAGUGAAGUGUAAACUAAUCAGGAAGUACUUGGGCUUUAAAGGGACACUAUAGUCAUCAGAACAACUACAGUUUAUAAGGAAACUAGUGCUAGGAAAACAAAGUUUAUUUUUUUUUUUCUUAGCACUAUAAUGCCCCCUCUAGAGCUACCCUCACCCACACAUGGUGCAAAAGAGGGUUAGAAAUGUACGCAUUUUCAUUCAUACAUACACAGAUAUAACACAUUGACACACACACACACACAACCUGACAUGUACGCAAACACACAAAUGCACACACUGACGCAUACAUGCACAGCCUGACAUACAUAUACAUACACAUAUAUACACACUGACAUACAGAAAAUCAACCAACCACUCACUGACACAUGCAUACACCCUGACACACAGAUACUGACAUAUAUACACAAACACUCAGAUACAUACAAAUAUCGUGACACAUAAAUGUAUAUUUUUUUUAUUUAUUUUUUUCACUAAACCUCCUGUUCACCUCCCUUUCUUUUCCAGGAGGGUGGUUUGCUUGGAGUCCUGACGAUGCUGCUGGUUGAGGGGAGCAGGAUCUGUCUGUGGCAGCUCCUGUCUCUUUCCCCCCGAUGCUGCCUGUGCCUUUUCAUCCAACGCCUCCUCCCUCACUGUGAUUGGUAAGUAGCUGGGAGGAAGUGAUAGGAUAUCACUUCCUCCCAGGUAGCAGACUAUCACAGGUGCCCAGUUAGGCUCUUAAAGGGCAGUGGUGUCCGAUCGAUCCCCUGUUAAUCAGUGAAGCAAUAUUACACAUCUGGUGGCUCAAAUUGCAUGGGCCACCAAAUGAGCUAUCUGAGCCGUCAGGCCCCGGUGCAACCGCAGCAGCUGCACCGACGUUGGUUCCACCACUGGCCUGGGUCACUGCACCCAGACCUCUUCAAUGACACCAACAAGGAUCAGCAUGCCCACCCCCAGUAGGUAAUAAGAGGGCGAUAGGGAAUAUAAUGUUUUUUUUAAUUUUAUUUUUAUCUUUAUUAUUAAGCCCCCAUCCUCACCUCCAUGCACACACUCCUCACUCUCUAUACCCCCUAUAAACAUGUAUACUUAACACUCCCUGUACACCCACUAUACCCAAACAUAGUUGUGUAUGUUGAAAAAAAAAAAAAUAAGACGAAAGUCCAUAAAGUUCAACCUGGAAGCCCAUUCUUUUAUGCUCUAGAUCCAAAAAAAGGCAACUAACCCACUACUUGUAGCUAUUUAUUUCUAAUUGUGGAAAAAAAAAAAGAGAAUCCCUCCUGACUUAGUAAUUGCAAUCAUUUCUCCUUGGAUCAACAACUUCUUUACACUACAUCACAUGUAUUACAGCAUUUACACAAACAUACAUUACUGCCCCUACAUGCACUUUCUACAGCCUACUUUACAUACAUGCAAUCCCUCAAGCAGUCUCCAAACACAUACAAAACCACACGCACAGCACUCUUUACCAGCCCUGCCCCACUUUUGUCCGCUGGCAUUCUGUUAUUGUUAUCCCUCUGUUCUUGACUGCAAGACCCUUUUCCUCCCCACCCCAUACUUUAUGUGGUUGUUUUAUCACAGAUCUUCUGAUGCAGCUCAGUCUUUGCAAGGCAUAUUCUCUGGGCAAUUGUAUGCCUCUUGAGUUUAGCUUCAUUGAUUUAAAGGGAUACUAUAGUGGCACUAUCGUUCCCCCUUCCCAGUAGAAAAAAAAUCGAUGAUGCCUCUCGGCGCUGGGUUGACGCUCCGUUCCUCCAACGUCCUGUGACGAGCGGCACUAAUGCGCAUGAGCGGCGAGGACUGCUGGCCCGUUAGACUUCCCUAUAGGAAAGCAUUGAAUCUGUGAUUUCUUAUAGGGAAACAUCUGAAGCUGAUGCAGAGCGUGAGGACAUCCAGCGUCAGAUACCGGACCAAAGGUCCUUUUCAAUCCAGGAAGUGCCUCCAGGGGCUAUCUGGGUGACUGCCGCUGGAGGCAGUCUUAGAGCUGCAAUGUAAACAUUGCAGUUUCUCUGGAACUGCAGUGUUUUACAUUGCAGCACUAAGUGCAAAAGGAACACUGCACCCAGACCAUUUCAAUGAGCUGAAGUGGUCUGGGUGCCUAUAGUGUCCCUUUAAACAAACCAGUAAGUAACAGAACCUGCUGUCUGAUUGAAAGCCAAUAAAAGUGUCAAUUUCUGUCAAAAUCUGUACUUCUUGUAAUAUGAGGAAGCACUCUGUACAGUCUAUCAAGCUAAAAUACUUUAGGGAUCCAGAGUGAUCCUUUAAUGGGAGUGGGGCACAACAGUCCUCGCCUCCCAGCCUCACUCAUGGGUGACGGUUGGGGAACAAGGGGAAAUAUAGAAGGGCGGAGAAGUUUUGAAGACAAUUGGAAGAAGGUGGCCAUAAUAUUGCCUCCCCCACACACCAAACAGUGUUUGUAAGUUCUCCCUUUUCCCCUUGCCCCUAAUCAGCCCAAACUGUAGUGGUUCUGGUGACUAUACUGUCUGUUUUAAGUUUAAACACCAUCAACUCAAAACAAGCACAUAGAAAUGGGAAACUUUGAGAACAGUAGACGCAGUGGUCAGUCAAAGAAACUUCUUGCGCCAGAUGAGACACAUUUGUUUAUGUCCCUUUGAUAUUGGAAUAUGUCCAGCAGUGCAUCAGCUCAGAAUUGGCCAAAAAAAACUGUGGAGUCCUGGUAUACCUGUGUGCUGUCCAGAGAAGUCUGUUCAGAAGUGGUCUUCAUGGAAGGCUUGCUUCCAAAAAGCCAUACUGCUGAUGUAUGAGGAGAUAUGCAUAGCUGAGGCCAAGCGAUUCAGCUAUGCACAAAAACAAAUAAACAGGGAAAAAUGACGACAGGUGUGCUGGACUGAUGAAUCAAAGUAAUGUUUGACGGCAGCAGAAUUCAAUGUGUUUUUGCUAAGUGGCAGGAGAGUGGUACAAGUACGAAGAUCUACAGGCAAUGUUUGUGACUGCAUUCAAGCAAAUAUAGUUGAGGAUUUCGUCAGGAAUGAAUGGUUUCCUCAAAGUACAGGCAGAUACUUAUCCAUCAUGCAAUACCAUCAGUGAAUCAUCUUAUUAGCCACAAAAAACCCUUGAGGGCUUUAUUACAUCAAUAACGGUGUUAGACAAUUUCUAUAACUAAAUUGUGGUUUUUAUGUGGUUCAUCACCCUUGCAAUGCAUAUCCCUUAUUUACAUUUUAUAAUGAUGUUACUAUGUAACAUGAAAUGUUUAAGACCUGGUCCUGUGAAUUGAACCUUUUUUCUGUCUCUUGUACAGAUCAAUGAUGUCAAAGGGGAUCUUUUCAGCUGUCCUUCUACAGACUCCCUUGCCCACUGUAUCAGUGCUGACUGUCGUAUGGGAGCUGGGAUUGCUUUGCAGUUUAAGAAAAGAUUCAAAAGAGUUGAAGAACUGAAAAGUCAAAGUAAGUCUUUUUCCAGGAGAGGGGCACAGUGCUGCUUGCUGGAGGUAUUAGUUGUACAUAAAUCUGGUAUUUUCCAUGUCUUAUUGUCAAGUUAAAG